CUUCCGGCCGGGCGCAGGUCGUGGUGCACCGCCAGCGCGCUCACCGUCCGGUAUGGCGGAGUGCAGCGAUUCCCAGCCCACUCCAGGCUGCAGCGGUCUGGGCCCGGGCGGCGUUCGCGGCAGCGGCGGCGGUGCUCGAUCAUGGGCCCCCGAGGACGCCUGGAUGGGUACCCACCCCAAGUAUUUAGAAAUGAUGGAAUUAGAUAUAGGAGAUGCCACCCAAGUUUAUAUAGCAUUCCUGGUUUACCUGGACCUCAUGGAGAGUAAAAGUUGGCAUGAAGUAAACUGUGUGGGAUUACCAGAACUCCAGCUCAUCUGCCUUGUUGGUACUGAGAUAGAAGGAGAGGGAUUACAGACUGUGGUGCCCACACCUGUCACUGCUUCCCUCAGCCACAACAGGAUAAGGGAGAUCUUGAAGGCAUCUCGAAAAUUGCAAGCUGAUCCGGAGUUGCCCAUGUCUUUCACUCUGGCCAUAGUGGAGUCCGAUUCAACAAUAGUCUACUAUAAACUUACUGAUGGAUUUAUGCUGCCAGACCCUCAGAAUAUUUCCCUUAGAAGAUGAUAUCUAUACUUCCUGAUGCUCAUUUUAUUCGUAUGAUUGCUUUUGAGACUCAUCCGUCUGCUUCAUCUUUUAUCUCAGAGAUAGUCAAGGAUGACUUAGCUGGUCCCAUUCCGUAAGUUUUCUUUCCGAGGAAUAAAACUUUGCCAGAUAGAAGAAUUUUUGUUGUUGUUCAAAACUGUAGAGUGGUUGCUCUAGAACGCCUUUAUGUGGAGGCAGUUCA
Molecule: messenger RNA, 782 nt
Organism: Tupaia belangeri chinensis (Chinese tree shrew)
Lineage: Eukaryota; Metazoa; Chordata; Mammalia; Scandentia; Tupaiidae
Gene: TSEN15
Product: tRNA splicing endonuclease subunit 15
Exons: 5
Coding region: 53-562 (169 amino acids)
Biological process (GO): tRNA splicing, via endonucleolytic cleavage and ligation
Molecular function (GO): nucleic acid binding
Source: RefSeq, a predicted model, not a curated record